AUGGAGGCAAAUAAGGAAGAGGAAUCUUUGCCUGAUAUUGAAACUAACUUUGUAAUGCUCCCGUAUGAAAAACAAAUUUUUAUUGAUAUAUUUGAAAAAGAUGCUCUGUUAAUAAUUGCAAAAGGCCUUAAUUAUAACGUAAUUGUUUCUAAUAUACUAUGGGUUUUUAAAGAUCCUGCUAAUUUAGUGUUAGUUAUUAAUAGCAGCGAAUAUGAAGAAAAAUAUUUCUCCAAAAAAUUCAAUUUACCCACAAUGCCUAACACAGGUAGUGAAAGAGAAAAAAUAUACAUGGAAGGUGGUAUACAUUUUGUUUCUACAAGAAUUUUAGUUGUGGACAUGUUAAAAAACCGUGUCCCUAUCUCUCAUGUAACAGGAAUUGUUGUUUUAAGAGCUCAUACUGUGCUAGAAUCAUGUCAGGAAGCAUUUGUACUAAGAUUAUACAGACAGAAAAACAAGACUGGUUUUAUCAAAGCAUUUUCAAAUUCACCAAUAUCAUUUACAUUUGGAUAUCAUCAAGUAGAAAAAGUUAUGAGAGCACUUUUUGUAACUGAAUUAUAUUUAUGGCCAAGAUUCCAUGGUACUGUAAUAAAGAGUCUAAAGAGCAGGCAAGCAGAAGUUGUUGAGAUACAUGUUCCAUUAACAAAAUCUAUGAGUCAAAUACAAACAUGUUUGCUAGAUAUUAUGAAUUACACAGUUAAACAAUUAAAAAGCAUCAACCGAGCACUUGAUAUGCAAGAAAUCACUACUGAAAAUUGUAUUACAAAGAAAUUUCAUAAAAUUCUCCAGUCUCAAUUAGAUUGUGUUUGGCACCAACUUAGUACAAGAACCAAAGAGUACAUUCAAGAUUUAAAAGUUUUGAGGACAAUGAUAAUUAAUGUAAUUCAUGACGAUUCAGUGUCAUUCUAUGCCUUAGUAAGUAAGUAUAGGACACCUGAAUAUGCUAAAGUAAAUUCUGGAUGGAUUCUACUCGACUCUGCUGAACAGUUAUUUAAAGUGGCAAAACGAAGAGUUUUUAAUGAAAAAAAUGAAUUUGAUCCAGAACCAUCACCAAAGUGGAAAUGUUUGACUGAAUUACUAUUAGAUGAGAUACCAUCUGAAGUGAGAAAAAAAGAAAAUGGCUCUCUGAAUAAAACAAAAAUAUUAAUAUUGUGUCAAGACAAUAAAUCAUGUAGCCAACUUAAUCAGUUUCUGACUAUGGGAGAAAAUAGGUAUUUAUUCUAUACAGCAUUUAUGAGGGAGAUAACAAUAACAAACAUGGCUUCCAAAUAUAAAAAUUUAAAUAAACCCAUAUCUAAUAAACAAGAAAGCAAAAAAGAUAUAGAAAAUCCUGAUGUUAAUGAUUUGGAAAAGAAUGAGCAAAACGAAGAAGAUGCUAAUAUAGAGGAAUUAAACAGAUCAAAUUAUAUCUUAACUCUCACUCAACUGGAUAAUACAAGUGUAAAUAACAAAUUGUCUGAUGAAAACAUGUUUGAGUCCCUCUCACAGAUCGAUAACUUAGACUUAACACAGCUAGAAGUUGAAAAACCUGUCAUUUGUAUACAAACAUUCAAACAAAAUGGCAACCAUUUUUCGUUAGAACAAACCUUGGAGUCAUUGCGGCCUGAAUAUAUAAUAUUGUAUCACUGCGAUGUGUCCGCUGUUAGACAAAUAGAAGUGUUCGAAUGUAAGAAAAAGUCCGAAGAACCCAAGUGCAAUGUAUAUUUUCUUAUUCAUGAUAAAACUGUGGAAGAACAAGCAUAUCUCACAUCACUGAGGAGAGAAAAGCAAGCAUUCGAAAUGCUUAUACAAACAAAAAGUGUGAUGGUGGUGCCCUCUUAUCAAGAUGGCAAAACUGAUGAGUAUUUUAAUAUGAAUAUUGAAGAAGAGGACACUUCAACAGAUACAAGGAAAGCAGGAGGACAAGUACGUGUCCAGGAGAAACCAAUGGUUAUUGUCGACAUGAGAGAGUUUCGCUCCGACCUACCCGCCCUGUUGCACAGAAAGGGCAUCAACAUAGAGCCUGUCACUAUCACCAUUGGAGAUUACAUUCUCACGCCGGACAUAUGCGUGGAGAGGAAAUCCAUAUCGGACCUGAUCGGGUCUCUCAACUCCGGGCGGCUCUACGCGCAGUGCACGCACAUGUGCAGGAACUACAGCCGGCCUAUACUCCUCAUCGAGUUCGACCAGAACAAACCCUUCAAUUUGCAGGGAAAUUUUGUAGUGUCCACCGACAUUUCAAGCGCCAACGUUCAACAGAAAUUGCAACUCUUAACCAUUCACUUUCCGAGAUUGAAACUGGUCUGGUCGCCGAGCCCGUACGCCACAGCGGAACUUUUCUACGAGCUCAAACAAGGCCGCAAGAACCCAAACAUUCAAGAAGCAAUAGCCUUGAGUAAUGAAAACACUGCCGAGGAUAUGAACUACGAAAGAUGUAACAUUCUGGUUCACGAUUUUGUACAAAAACUACCAGGAGUCACAUCCAAAAAUAUCACUAGGAUUAUGAAUAGAGGAAUUUCUCUGGAUAAUUUGAUUACUCUCAGUCAGGAGCAACUUUUGGAGAUUAUUGAAAACAAGAAUGAGGCAGAAACAUUAUAUUCCAUACUACAUGUGAAGGCCGAACCCUCUCACUCUGAGAAGUCGAACACAUUUGUCAAAAAAAAGUUCACUGGAAACCUGUUCAGGAAUAUGAAA
Molecule: messenger RNA, 2670 nt
Organism: Brenthis ino (lesser marbled fritillary)
Lineage: Eukaryota; Metazoa; Arthropoda; Insecta; Lepidoptera; Nymphalidae
Source: the annotation of a GenBank genome assembly